Messenger RNA from Felis catus (domestic cat), 1139 nucleotides. It is a transcript of the gene UCHL1, whose product is annotated as ubiquitin C-terminal hydrolase L1. Gene Ontology annotation, biological process: protein deubiquitination; ubiquitin-dependent protein catabolic process. Gene Ontology annotation, cellular component: cytoplasm. Gene Ontology annotation, molecular function: cysteine-type deubiquitinase activity. The record is from RefSeq and is a predicted model, not a curated record. Bases 116 to 787 code for a protein of 223 amino acids. The transcript is spliced from 9 exons. Lineage: Eukaryota; Metazoa; Chordata; Mammalia; Carnivora; Felidae.
CCUGCGCAGGCACCUAAAGUGCGUCAGGCCGGCGCUUUAUAGCGGCAGCCUGGGCGGCUCCGCUUGCUGUUUUUUCUCUUCUUCUGGGCAGUGGCUCCUCCUGCGGUUCGCGAAGAUGCAGCUCAAACCGAUGGAGAUUAACCCCGAGAUGCUGAACAAAGUGCUGUCCCGGCUGGGGGUCGCCGGCCAGUGGCGCUUCGCGGACGUGCUGGGGCUGGAGGAGGAGGCUCUGGGCUCGGUGCCCGCUCCCGCCUGCGCGCUGCUGCUGCUGUUUCCCCUCACGGCCCAGCAUGAGAACUUCAGGAAAAAACAGAUUGAAGAACUGAAGGGACAAGAAGUCAGUCCCAAGGUGUACUUCAUGAAGCAGACCAUCGGGAACUCCUGUGGUACCAUCGGACUGAUACAUGCAGUGGCCAAUAACCAGGACAAACUGGAGUUUGAGGAUGGGUCAGUCCUGAAACAGUUUCUUUCUGAAACGGAGAAGCUGUCCCCGGAAGACAGAGCAAAAUGCUUUGAGAAGAAUGAGGCCAUUCAGGCAGCCCAUGAUGCCGUGGCCCAGGAAGGCCAAUGCCGGGUAGAUGACAAAGUGAAUUUUCAUUUUAUUCUGUUUAACAACGUGGAUGGCCACCUCUAUGAACUUGAUGGACGAAUGCCUUUUCCGGUGAACCAUGGCACCAGCUCAGAGGACUCAUUGCUGCAGGAUGCCGCGAAGGUCUGCAGAGAAUUCACUGAGCGUGAGCAAGGGGAGGUCCGCUUUUCUGCUGUGGCACUCUGCAAGGCAGCCUGAUGCCCUAGGGGAGGGACACAGCUUCCCCCCACCCACCUUCCCUUCAGCGUGAAACCUGUCCCCACAGUGCAGUCUAAAAUGCUUCAGUACUUGUGGAACACAGCUGUUCUCCUUUGGUUCUGCAGAUACGCUCUUACCCUCCACCACACCCAGGCACUAGCAGAGCUCAGCUGUCGAUCGAGCAAAGUUUGAUAGAAGCUUCAGAUGGCGAAGCAUUUUCCCCCAGUGUAUGUAUUGUACCUCAAUAGCUAAUGCUUUAAAUGACUACUUUUGGUUUGUGUCUGUAAGUUCAGGCCUUGGAUGUGGUUUAAUUGUUUGUCCUUAAAAGAAAUAAAACUUUUCUGCUGAUUAA